AUGUCAGAAUGGGCGCAAAGCUUGAAACAGAAUCGAGAGUACGAGACGGACGAGACUAUCAAUCUACUCAUAUCUUUACGGCAGAUCGAUGACCAAGUACAAGAUGCGCUCUUCACGGCCGAUGGUUCGCAGCUCCCAAUUUCCGAUGGGCGAGCAUUGAUGCAUGUUCGAUUUAUAGAUGCACAACUCGAUACAUGGAAAAGAGAGUGCGAUGGUGUUGCAUCACAAAGACUACUCGAACUUUCAUUCUCGUACGCUAAGAUGCAACUGCAUAGCGUAGCCCUUCGCUCGUCGCCCUCAGAGUUACCGGCGUCGGUACGUUCAUCGCAGAUCAACAGCUUGCUCUCGUCACUUGAGGCCGGUAAACGAUUCUUGGAUACACUCCUUUCGUUUCCAGCUCAAGAGUAUCACCUGAUAUCGUUCUCGGAAUGGAUGCGUUUGCCCGCGGUCAUUAUGACGGUCGCCAGACUAUGCAUCCCCUCUGAACAACAUGCCACCAUCGGAUGGGACACUCAAGCCGCGCAAGACAGGGUCCGCCUAGAUCUCUGCCUUGAGUCAAUCUGCUAUCGAAUGUCAACCUUAACGGCCUUUGAUAAGACAAAGCGGCCUGAGACUGACUUCUGGCACGCUAUGCAAAUGAUCAAUGAUCUGACGAAGAAUUGGUACAUUCGCAAGAUCCGACCGGAGCGACCUAGCCAGACACCAUCAAUACCUACAACAGGCGACUCGACUGAGCACAGUGUCAGCGAAGGCUCAUGCCCUAUCACUGGCGCACCAAGAGUGCAUCCAACCCACCAUGCGAGCGACCGAUACAACCACUUAGCUGACACCAACUAUAUGGAUGAGUUCAACAUGGAAAUGCCUCCCGAGACUGAGGCCAACGGCGACCCUUUUGCGCUUAUGAGAAGUGCCGAUUUCGACAUGGGGCAGUUCUUCGAUAUGGCAGGGAGCAUCUGGGGGGAGGACAGCUACAACAGCUAUGCUGGCAUGUCGUUUGGAGGUGGUGCUCAGUUCUGA
This is a messenger RNA of Alternaria postmessia, 1017 nucleotides long. RefSeq lists its product as uncharacterized. The record is from RefSeq and is a predicted model, not a curated record. The transcript has a single exon. The coding region runs from base 1 to 1017 and encodes 338 amino acids. NCBI's taxonomy places the organism in Eukaryota, Fungi, Ascomycota, Dothideomycetes, Pleosporales, Pleosporaceae.